AUGGAAAACUAUGAAUCUCCCUCAGAAGUUUUAAAAAAAAAAGAAAAAGAAAGAGAAAAAAGUGCAAAAUUAAAAUUUAUUGAUAUUUUUAAUGAUAAUGAUGAAGUAAGUAAAGAUGAAAAAACUCUCAUUGAUUUAGUUGAAAUGAAAAAAAAGAAAAAAAAAAAAAAAAUAAAAAACAAAAAUGAGCAAUUGUCUUUUUAUGAUGAAGCUUAUAAUGUAAGUUUGAGUAAUUUUUUAAACUCAAAUUUUUCUAAUUAUCAUGCGAAUGUAGAUAAAAAUGAUAAUUGUAUGAAUGAAAAUUAUAAAAACUUGAAUUUAUAUAACGGUUAUGCAUACGAUAAUUACAAUAUUGGAUAUAUGGUUAAUGAAAUUUAUAGAUUAAAAGCAGAAUUAGAAAAUUCCGUACAAAAAGAAAAUAAAAAAAAUGAAGAAAACAAGAUAUUAGAAGAGAAAAAUUCUAUUUUGAGUAAAAGUAUUGAAGAUAUGAAAAAUGAAAUAGAAAAGCUAAAAAAUAUAUAUGAUGAAGAAAUUGAUAAAAUAAAAGAAUCAUAUAAUAGAAGAAUGGAUAUUUUAAAAAAUGAAAUGGAUGAAAAAGAAAAUUAUUUUAAGAAAAAGAUAGAUAAUUAUGAAAAAGAAUCAAAUAUGCAACUGAAUGAUUAUGAAAAUAAAUAUUAUAAUGAAAAAAAAAAAAAUGAUGAAAAAGAUUGCUUAAUAGAAAAUUUAAUAAAAGAAAAAGAAGAAAUUACAAAACAAAGCAAAAUUAGUAUAGAAUUUUAUGAAAAGAGAAUAGAAGAAAUGGAUAACAAUAUUAAAAAAUUAUCAAGUAUGAUAAAUGAAGAGCAAGAAAAGAAGGAACAAUUAAUAGCAAAAAUUGAAAAAAAUGAAAAAGAAAAAAUAAAAUUUAAUAAUGUAAUUAGUCAAAAAAACAGUAUAAUUAAAAAUAUGGUAAAUGAUAUUCUAAUAAUAAAAAAUUCAUACGAAGAAUUAGUGAGAGAAAAAGAAUUAAAUGAUUUAAAUAAAAAAAAAUUUGUUAAAAAAAUAGAAGAAAACGAAAAAGAUUUACUAUAUUUAAAAAAUAGCAUUGAAGGAUACAGAAUAAAUAAUGAAAAAUUGAGAAAAUAUAAUGAAAUUCUAAAUGAUGAUAUUAGAAAAAAGGAAAAAUUAAUCAAUACCUUACAAAAUGAAAAUUGCUUUUUAAAGAAAGAAAAUAUGGUAUUCAACAAAAAUUUUCUAAGUAUAAAAAAAACCAAAAAUAAUAAAGUAAAAAAUUAUUCUAGUGAUUCAACAGAUGUUCAAGGGAAAGAUGAGCAGACAAAUGAUGAUUAUGAAGAUGAAUAUGAUGAAGAUGGAAAUAAAAAGGAUGAAAAUGGAAACGUCAAUGAAAAAAGGGAGCACAAAGAAGGAAAUCAAAGUAAUAAUGAAGGGGAUGAUGAAGAAGAAGAUGAUGAAGAAGAAGAUGAUGAAGAAGAAGAUGAUGAAGAAGAUGAGGAUGAUGAAAAAAUAAAGAAAUAUAGUGAAUUAUCUGAAGAUAAUAAAUAUGCAAAUAAAGAAAGGAAAAAAAAAAGUAAUUUACAAAAGAAAAAAGAAAUAUUAAAAAAAAGGAAAAUAUAUUCAAAAAAGAAAAAUGAUAAUAACAUAUGCCCCAUUAAAGGAAAUAAAUAUUCUAAUUGUAAAAUAAGCUUAUAUGAGAAAAAUGAGAAUAAAGAAAAGUAUUUAAUGGGAGAUGAUAAUUGUAUUGCUAGUAUUGAAAAGAAAAAUAAUAAUGAUAAUUAUUUAAAUAAUAACAAUAAUAAUGAUUGCAGUAAUAAUUAUUCUACUAAUUUAAAUUGUUACAACAAUAAGAUUGAAGAUGAUGGCAUAGAAAAAGAAAAAAUAAAGUUUUCAAACGUAAAAAGUAAUUUAAUUGAUUUAAAUAAUUUAAAUUACCAAUUAUUAAAAAAAUCAUCAAACUCAAAUUUUUACUCUAACAUUAUAGAAAGUAAUAGAUCAGAAGAAAAAAAAAAAAAAAAAAACUAUUAUUGUAAUUUAAAUAGUAGUAAUAUAUUUAAUAAAGAAUUAAACAGUAAUAAAUAUUUGUAUGAUUUAAAUUUAUAUAACUUAAAAAAGUGUAAAAUUUUUAGUUUUAGUAACAAUUUAGCUCCUGAAAAAAAAAUAUGUAGUAACAGUACCCUCGAUAAUAACAAAAACUUUUUAGGAAGUAUAAAUCGUUCCCAAUUAAAAAAUAAAAUUAAUAAAAAUUAUAAUAAUGAGAAGGAAAUCCUUUUUCGUAAUUUGAAAAAAAUUACUUCAAGUAGUUCUUUUAGUGAAGAAAUAGAAAAGGAAAAGGAUAUUACUAAGAUUCAUGAGUAUUGUAUAAAUGAAGAUAUAGAUAAGAAUAAAACAAUUGAAUUCUUUCUUUCAAAUAUAAAAAAUGAAAAAUUGAAUUCUAAUAAUAUGAUGAAAAGAAAAGAAAACCUAAAGAAAUUAAUGGAUGAUAAAAAAUUUUCAAGUAACAGUUUAACAAAAAAAAAAGAUGACAUAAAUGGAUUAUUAAAUGAUAAUAUUUUUCAGAGUAACAAUCUGAUAAAAAGUAAAGGAAAUGUAAAUAAAUUAUUAAAUAGAAAUUAUUUUUCUAAUAAUUACAUUAUUAAGAGUAGCCAUAAUAAUUUCUUAAAAGGUAAUGAAGUUAACAACUUUAGUAGUCAAAGUAACAUAAGAUCUUAUAUAUUGAGUAAGUAUAAAAGUAAAAGCAAUAUAUAUGGUUUGUUUAUUAUUAAUGAAAGAUUAAAAAAUAUUUAUAAAAAUAUUGAAAAUAAAAAGAAAUCAAUAAGUAAUUUUCCAAUAGAUCUAUCUAAAAUAGAAAGUGUAAAAAAUUUAAGUAACUCUUUUAGUAUUUUAGAAAAAGAAUAUUUAUGUAAUAAUUAUAAUGAAGAUGCAUCUUUAUUACUUUCAAAAAAAAAAAAAAGAGAAGAAUUUUCUGAUUUACAUGAAGAAAAUGAUAAGAAUUUAAUUAACUUAAUGAAUAGCUGCAAAAUCAAUGAUUUUGAAAAAGAAAAGAAUAAUUCUAAUAAUUUUUUUAUUUUAGAAAAUAGUAAAGAUCUCAUAAAAAAUGAUAAUUUAAUAACAAAAAAUAAGGAAUUAUUAAAAUGCAAUAACAAAAAUGAAAAUUUAAAAACUUCCUCUAUUUCAUACGAAAUUAAUAGUUCUAAUAAGAAUACAAAUAAUAAAUAUGUAGGAAAAGACAAAAACGUAUUCUCAAAAAGCGAAAAUAUAUUUGAAAGUAAUAAUAGUUCUUUUUUUUAUAAUGACUUGAAGUUAAAAAAUGAGGAUGUUAUUUCAAAAAUGAAAAGAAAUGUAGAAUAUAAACAAGUUGAAAAAGAAGAUAUUGAACUUAAAAAGAAUUGUGAUAAAAAAAAGGAUGAUAUAAAUAAAGAAAUUUACAAAAAAGACAAUUGCAAAAAAGAAAAUAAUGAAAUUAAAGAAGACGAAAAGGAUAGUGAAGAAGAACAUGAAGAACUAUAUAAAGAACGUAAUGAAAAAUACAAAGUUGAAAAUGAGGAAGAAGAAAGUAAAAAAGUAAAAAAUCAGGAGAAUAGAAAUAAUAAAAAAAAUAGAGAUGAUGAUGAGCUUAAAGAAAAAGAAAAAAUUUACAAAAAUUAUUUAAAUAAGAUAAAAAUGAAAAAUAUAGAAAGAAAUGAAGAAAUUAAUUCAAACGAAAAUAUAGAAGAGGAAAAAAAAAAUAACUCUAACUCAAAUGAUAUAUUUAAUACAAAUUUCGAUAAUUUUUUGUUAUCGUAUAAAUGUAAAAAAAAAGAAUCUCAAGAUUUCUCAUUAAAAAAUAAGAUAUUUGAUUUUUUAAAAAAAAAAAAUAGACAGGUUGGUCAUUUCUGUGAAAAUAAUGAUAUAAACGAUAAAGAAAACUCUUAUUUUGAAAAUUACUAUAAAAAAUUAAAACUUUUAAGAAACAAAAAUACCAUGGAAAUAGACAGUUUAAUAAAUAAAGAAAGUAAUUUUAACGAUAAUUUAUUGAACAAUAAAAAAAAUUUUCUUAAUGAAAAUACAUAUACAAAGAAAGCUAUUAAUUAUGGCGAUAUCUUCAAUACAAUAAAUGAAAAAAAUGAAAGUGAGGAAUUUCUUUUUAAUAGUAAUUUCAUAGCUAACAAUCAGAAAAAUAAGAGUAAUUUAGAAUAUCAUAAAAUUGUAAAAAAUGAAAAGGAUGAUGAAUAUUAUGUUAAGUUAAUUAAUGAUCAAAAAGAAAAUAUUAUUGAAGCAAAUAUAGAAAAAAACAAUUGCAUAAAUUUUAUUAAUCUUAACAAUAAUAUAACUAGAAAAAAUGAAGAAAUUUUCAAAUCUCCAAAAGAAUAUAGGAAAUAUUCAAAUAGUAAUAAUUCAAAUAGUAGUAGAAGUACCGAUUCAAAUAUUUUAUAUUCAAACACUUGA
Molecule: messenger RNA, 4422 nt
Organism: Plasmodium relictum
Lineage: Eukaryota; Apicomplexa; Aconoidasida; Haemosporida; Plasmodiidae
Product: conserved Plasmodium protein, unknown function
Exons: 1
Coding region: 1-4422 (1473 amino acids)
Source: RefSeq, a predicted model, not a curated record